UGCAGGCGCUCCGAGUUGUGACAAAAUAGCAACCGUCAAAAGGAAAACAAAUUAGCGAGCGAAACGCGACAGGUUGUAUGCGUUGUGACAGUGUAUGGAAAUGCAGAGUAAGUUAACCAGCCUAAACCUAGUAGGUCGUUUUUAUUAACUUUUUUUUUUUUUUUUUUUUUUUUUCUUACCGAAGCCGCAGCUGGGUCUCGCAUGAGAACAUAGAGAAGCGGACACGCACUUUUCCUCAACCUGACUCGUUCUGCCUGACCUUCAGAGCGGACAUGUGGUGAGCUGCUAAGCCAGUGUGUACCUCUUUGUGAGCUCUCCCCCCCCUCUCAAACAGCCAUAGGAUCUGGGCAGUUUGAAGUCAUUGAGACGACCAUGAACUCCUGUGUAUUCCAGAGUAUUCCAGAGUCACAACUUCAUUCACCUCUCGGGCUGGACUGUGGUGCUCUAACGUCGGCUCGCCCUCCCCUGCCCCCCCGCCCCUCAGCCAUGGCCUCGCGCAUCGGGCUGCGGAUGCAGCUGAUGCGAGACCAGCUGCAGCAGGAGGAGCAGCGUGAGCGGCAGCAGCAACAGCAGCAGCAGAAUGCAGCCCUGCAGUACAUGCAGCAUCGCAUGGCACCGCCGGCCCCUACGCCAGCCAUUAGCACGCCACAGCAUUACCAAAGCAUGCAGGUCCCUGUGGAGGUUCUGAAGGUGCAGACCCACCUUGAGAAUCCAACAGACUAUCACAUCCGUCAGUCACGGAGACAACAAGUGAAAGAAUACCUUUCAACCACCUUUGCAACCAAACAGACGAUCCAUGCAGUUUCAGCGCCACAGCAACCAUCUCCUCCCGCAAACCUGGUACCUACAGGGGGUUCUGGGUCUGCACCUCAACCUCAACCUCUCCACUCCCCACACAUGCGGACAGAACAGCUCAUGUCCGGCAACAGCACACCCAACAGCCCCAUGGCCAUGCUCAAUAUCGGCUCCAGCCACGAGAAAGAGAUGGAUGAGGUCAUUGAUAACAUUAUCAGCAUGCAGUCCAAUUAUGAUGACGGUCAGCCAUAUAUUGAUUCUGUCCAGAUGCCAAACACACUCCCCCUGUCAAGCAGUCACCUGGAUGUGUACACAGGUCCGGGGAUGAAGGGGCCCGCCAUUGCUAUGACAAGCAACUCCUGUCCUGCCAACCUGACCAUCAAGCGAGAAAUCUCAGAAGCCCGUGCGCUGGCAAAGGAGAGACAGAAGAAAGACAACCACAAUCUGAUUGAAAGGAGGAGAAGAUUCAAUAUUAAUGAUCGUAUCAAAGAACUGGGCACCAUGAUUCCCAAAACUAACGACCUUGAUGUGCGCUGGAACAAAGGCACUAUAUUGAGGGCAUCUGUAGAGUAUAUUAAGCGUAUGCAGAAAGAUGUUGAGAGAUCCAGAGAAGUGGAGAACAACUUCAAAAGGAUGGAGAUGGCCAACAAACAGCUGCUGUUUCGCAUCCAGGAGUUGGAGAUGCAGGCUCGUCUGCAUGGCCUGCCGAACAGCUCUCCUUCUCCCCUCAACCUGACUGACCUGAUCCCUUCUUACAUAAAACAAGAGACCAGUCCAGAGGACAACAUUUCUCACGCUCAUCCCCAGGCCCAUCAGCAGCCCCAGCACCUCCACCAUAGUCAGCAGCAGCAGCAGCAGCAGCAGCAGCAGCAGCAGCAGCAGCAGCAGCAGCAGCAGCCGCCCCAGGCCCAACAGCACCACUUCCUCCCCCAGACCCACCUCCACCCUCAGAACCAGGGCCAGCCUCAACCAGGGCAGCUCCCACCACUCCCACAACACCUGCAACCCCAGCAGCCCAUCCAGUUCCCAGCUGUGGGGAGCUCCCAGCCCUUUGACUUUGCCCAGUCGCUGGACUUGUGCGACGGGAUACCCGGAUUCUCAGAUGCCAUGUCAGGGCUGGGCGACCUGAGCGGACUGGAUGUCCAGGUGAGGAGAGGCGAUAUGGGCUUCUUGAUGAUGGACGAACCUUUGUCCCCUAUGGGCGGAGACCCACUACUCUCUGCAAUGUCCCCCGAGGAAUCUGUCGACUCCAGCCGCAGGUCCAGCUUUAGCAUGGAGGAUGGAGACAUCAUGUAGACAGCUGUGUGCAAACAUGCACUCACUUAAACGUGAGGUUUCAGAGUGGUUGAAACAAACAGCAUACAAAAAAAUAGACAAAAAGGAAGGAAGGAGCGUUUGAUCUAGCACACAAGUUUCACGCAGACCAGUGAGAUUUAGUUGUGGGACAGUUAUAACUUCUUCAAGGCGUGGAGAAGGUCCACAGCAGCCACACCGAUGGAAACAUGCUGUAAGGAGCGAGUAAUACUGCAUACACAUACAGCUAGCUCACGGCCAGGUCAGUGAUGAAGCAAACUUGGCCUCAUUUCUAUAAAGGUGGUUCUGGCUCAUAAUUGAUCAGCGGACAAACCAGCAGCUAAUUAGAAUGACGCUAUCAGAUGCAAGGACAACUAAGUGCAUUGUCUCACAUCAUAUGAGGACAAAUUAUUUGCCCCACACACAACCUCAUUCAGUAAAUGAUUGAACGAAUCACAGUUAAUAACAUUGAAAUAGCUUUAUGGUCCUGCAUGUAUAAUUCUUCUUGAGGGGAAGCGGCGGGCUCACUUUGUUGUGUUCCUGACUGUGGUUCUGUCCCACUUUGCUUUAGCCUUGAGCAUUAGUUGUUUAGCAUUUGACAAAGAUUUGUUAAACUGCUAAGCUGGAAUGUAUUCUUUAAGCUUCCCCAUCUUAUGACACAUUUUAAAAUGGUUUGAAGCAGAAAAUUCAGCUUCCGGCAAAGUCCCCUUCAUGUAAUCGAUGGCAUAUCUACCCAACGUUCACCUAAAAUUCACGUACACACCCGCGCAGACACUGCCCUCCCUCGUGUUUUACACUUCUAACUCUCGACCCUGUCAUGAUGAGACUUAAGUCUUUUGGUGAAGGGUAGAGCAAACCUUUGAAUCAUCUCGAAAAAAAGAAAAAGAGAAGAAAUCAGCAUGAACAUUGAAUUCUGUGAAGUGUUGCAAUGCUCAGGUACUGUAACAGAAAGCACAAGCAGGAUCAGUUUUCCACGGAAGGAGACGUUAGCCAGAAGGGUGUCGAGGCCGCAACCUCCGUCUGUGUGAAUUUUGAUUCACGCAGCUGCUUCUCUUCAUAUUUUAAAAUGUUGGAGAGCAGACAUAGCUUUAGAUUCCAAAUCACAUCCACUUUUGCCUGUAAAUGGAGUUUGCUUCUGUUUGCUUCAGCUUUACCUUUUUUUUUUUCUUUUUUUUUUUUAAUUCAAGAGAUAAACUGUUAAUUAUGUAUUUAACUCAGCGAAUUUGUGAGGGCAGGAGAUCCAUGCAAAGGAAAGAUAAAAUGAUGAGCUUUUACUAGCCACAGAACAGAAACGUGCUCUUCUUUUCAUUUUUAGCUCUCAAAGCAAAACAUUAGGACAUGAAACAUUAACACGCAGACUCUCACCUAUCGCACAUUGCUGCACUCGAAUACAUGCACGUGAAGUGCAGCGUGCCUCCCGGCUGUGUUCGGAUCAGCUCACAACUCCCGUCUCGUCCGUUGUGAUUCCCGUAAACCUGCCAGUUGCAGAGGCGAGGCUCAGGUCCGUCACACACGCUGCCACCUGAAGGUAACUCACAACUCCAGCUGCCACCGUGAUGGCUGGAGCGAGUUGUUUUGAAGGCCCCGCUGUGUUACACCCGAUGCUCGGCUUUGAAUUGUUAUCGCUUUUGAUCAGAACUGAUAAAGUUAGUAAAACAAUGUUGUUAAUUUUUUGUUUUUGUUUUUUUGAUUAAAAAAGUGUUUAUUUUCUUUAUUUUUAGAUUUUGUUGUUUAUUUUAUCUCCCAAAGCACUGGAAACUAUGUUAUUGUUUUGACUUUGUACGUGAAAUAAGACUUAUUUCAGAUGUUGUAUGCCACUAAGCCACUUAAAUGUAUUUUACUUCUGUUUGUUGUUUAAGUUUCCAACCUUUCCUCUCAGAGCCAUUUUGUUGAAGUAAACUGUAAAUGCGUUCCCCCCCUCUCUCUUUCACUUGUGAAACAAGAGAAAGAGUGGAACUUGUGGAGAGAUGAAGAGAUUAAGAAACUGUUUUAUAUCAAUUGUAUUUUCACCCCUGACCCCUUUUUAAUAUUUCAGAGCCAUAGAUUUAAGAUGAUUCUAUCAUUUGACUGAAAUCACAUAGGUUAACUGAGAAAGGUGAGGUGGUUCUGGUCUGACUGAAGUAUGUCAGAGUUCUCCUGAUUUUGCCCCCCACUCCACCUCACAGAAGCUCUGAGCCACUGUUUUGUGAUUGUCUGGUGUUGUACCACUGACUCAUUGACUCAAGUGCAUUUGUUGUUGUCCAGAAUUGUGGAGGGGCUUCUGCUACGGCUUUACUGUAGCUGCAGUCAUCCAGCCAACACUCCAAAGAGCUCCUCAGGUAUUCUCUGCUUGUCCACUUGAGGGCGCUCUGCAGAGAAACUACACAGGGAAAAGUGGUUCUGAAUUUACUGAAGAUAUAAAAUGUUUUACCAAAA
This is a messenger RNA of Cololabis saira (Pacific saury), 4503 nucleotides long. It is a transcript of the gene tfeb, whose product is annotated as transcription factor EB. Gene Ontology annotation, biological process: regulation of transcription by RNA polymerase II; humoral immune response; positive regulation of DNA-templated transcription. Gene Ontology annotation, cellular component: nucleus. Lineage: Eukaryota; Metazoa; Chordata; Actinopteri; Beloniformes; Belonidae. The coding region runs from base 373 to 2091 and encodes 572 amino acids. Gene Ontology annotation, molecular function: RNA polymerase II cis-regulatory region sequence-specific DNA binding; protein dimerization activity; DNA-binding transcription factor activity, RNA polymerase II-specific. The record is from RefSeq and is a predicted model, not a curated record. The transcript is spliced from 13 exons.